Amphibalanus amphitrite is the source of this 2033-nucleotide messenger RNA. Its product is annotated as nucleolin-like. The transcript has 7 exons. Gene Ontology annotation, biological process: maturation of SSU-rRNA. Gene Ontology annotation, cellular component: 90S preribosome; nucleus. The coding region runs from base 60 to 2033 and encodes 657 amino acids. NCBI's taxonomy places the organism in Eukaryota, Metazoa, Arthropoda, Thecostraca, Balanomorpha, Balanidae. The record is from RefSeq and is a predicted model, not a curated record.
AGGCCAUAUAACCGCGCAGUGUUUUACAACGUGGGACGGGGUUGUGCUGCUCAUUCACCAUGGUGAAGAAGGCAAAGAAGAUUUCUGCACCACCUGCAUCUGUUCCUAAAGUCAACGGAAAGGCAGAUAUGUCUCCUAAGGCUAAAGGGACGCCGAAAAGGAAAGCAAAGGAAGGAAAGCGCCUUACAAGGGUUCUGCUGGUGAAACAUCUCGUUGUAUUGAGGAAAAGGGUGAAGCAAGCAAAGGUCAAUGUGGUUAGUAAGCUGACAAAACAUGCUGCUCUGCUAGAAAAGAAGAAAGGCGACGAAAAGCAGCUUGAGAAAAACGCACGUAAACUGAAGCGCCUGAAGGAGGAAAUUCAAUUAUUGAAGAAAUUGAAGAAGGAUGAAGUAGCCAGAUAUGGUGUUGCGGAAACAAAGGAUCUGGAGAGUGUUAUCAAUAAUGCUAAUACGCCAAUCGACGUCAGAGCAAAGGCGCGUGUCGCGAUGUUUCCGGCUUUCCAGGAGAAGCUGCAGAAAUUCAGACAGCGGCACCCCACUUGGGAGAAAGACGUGCCCAGACUUCUGCUGAAGAUAAAGCCGUACAAGCCCAAGUCGGGCGGCGGCUCGGGAGGCGACAGCGCCGGAGAGUCAAAUGAUUCGGGCGAUGACGGGGGAGGCGAUGAAUCGGACGAGGAGAAUGAAAGCGAUGCUGAUGACGAGGUGAUAUCGCCCGCUAAAGUGAAGUCUGCCGCCACACCGUCCAAAAAGACAACCGCGAAGAAACCGAACAAGCAGACAGUUGUUGAAGCUGACGAAAGCGAUGACGAAGACGAUGAUCUGGAUGAACAGGAGGAAGAGUCAGACAGUGAAGGAGAACCAGAGUUAUUGGACAGAAUGGCUGAGGAAGGGGAAGAAGACGAAUCUGACGGCGAAGACGAGGCAGAUGGAUUAGCCGAAGAGAGCGGAGAUGAGGGUGAAGAAGAGAGCGGAGAAGAGGGUGAAGAAGAGAGAGGAGAGGAGGAUGAAGUAGAUAGCGACGACGACGGGGACGCAGAGACUUCGAAUAUCGUGGCUAAUGGUACUGCCGACUCGGACGAAAUGGAUGAAAAUGAGAAGUUGAUGAAUGAACACGAUUUGGGUGAAAAUGGCGACGUAAGUUCCGAUGAGGACGAAUAUGACUCUCGGGACGAAGACGACGAGCCAGACACGGACGACGUCGACGCACACAUCGCCGCCAGACACGGCGGGCUGGUCUCCAUGGAGUCCGACGAUGGCGAGUCGGAAGGUGAGGACGGCGAAGGCGAAGAGGAGGAUGAAGAUGAGAGCAUGUCUGAGGAGGAGGAGGCGGCCCCUGUGGCAGCGAAGGGAGCCAAGAGACCACUGAAUGGCAAAAAGGAAGACAUUAGCAAGAGCAAGGGUCAGAUGAAGAUAAAGCGUAUCAAGUUGGAUGAAGUGGCCGAGGACAAGGAUAUCAGUCUAGACGAAGACGACGACGACGACGAGUCGGACGAUGAGCCGACGGCCAACUCGAAGCGCUCGUCGUUCUUCAUGGGAGGCGUCGACGAUGAGGAUGAGGAGGAUGAGGAAGCCGACGAGGACGGCGAUGACGAUGACGGAGACGCCGGCGACGACGUGCUGAUGCAGGGCCGCCGGCGGAUGGUGGAGCGGCAGCAGCUGCGCGCCAGCGCGGCCGGCGAGCGCGUGCCGCGCGGCAAGUGGAGGGGAGCCGAGCGCGGCCACCGCGGACGCUUCCAGGGCAGGGGCGGCGGCGGCGCGAUGUCGGCAGGGCCUCGGGCAGACCGGUCAGACGACUCGGCCGAGGAGGGCGACAAGCCCAAGGGCAAGCUGCUCCGGCCCGGGUACCUGGACGGAAACGCCAGCGACUCGGGCGACGACGCCGGGGCCGGACCGCCGCGGGGCCGGGGCAGGGGGCGCGGCGGCGACAGGGGCCGCUUCAGGGGCCGCGGCCGGGGAGGGUUCGACCGCGGCGGCAGGGGCGGCUUCAGGGGAGGUCGUGGCGGGUUCGACCGCGGCGGCAGGGGCGGGCUUUGA